This is a messenger RNA of Linepithema humile (Argentine ant), 7083 nucleotides long. NCBI's taxonomy places the organism in Eukaryota, Metazoa, Arthropoda, Insecta, Hymenoptera, Formicidae. The record is from RefSeq and is a predicted model, not a curated record.
GUCGUCACUCGGUCACCCCGCCGAACGGGUGGGUUCGAGGAGUCGAUCUCUGUUCGCGCUCGUUCUCUCGCGCGUUAACCGCACGCGAAUUUCGGGGGGUUUUUCCCGCUUUUCUCUGGCUGGCCUUCGCGGAGUGGGGCUCGCGCGUCUUCGACCCGCGGGUUUGCGACGCCGCGUCACCGUAUUCCCGGUCACGUCAGCGGGAUCCGCGGGUAUCGGGUGCGAUCUGUGCAAUUCCGUGUGUGCGGAAACGUGGUGCCGCAACCGGUCAGCGCGCGUGCACCAUACGACGAUCGAUCGACUCGGGAUACGAUACGAUCCAGGGAGGCGAUGGACGGAACCACCCUCCUACGGGACAGCAGAUAAGGAGUCCGAGGACAAAGGACAACAACGCACACACGCUAUCGCGCUCGAUCGUUUUCGUCGCCCGGCCCGUUCGCUCAUCAAUCGCUCAAGGAAGAUUUCAUUGGACAAGGAACCAGCAAUCAUAAGACGUUGCACUAGAAAACGCGACAACCUGUCGAAGGACGAGGAUCGCGUGAUCAAGUCGCGGUGCUUCUCAUCCGCGAGAUAGCACGCUUACCGAAAAUGAUGAUGUGAUUGUCGGCAGCCGACGCCCCAUAUCCGGCCCAUCUCUCCCGAGGGAUGUCCUCCUCCGCGGGUACCGCCUGUACGGACGCCGAGGAGGACGCCGAGGAUGUGGAGAACGACGUUACGGAUACAACGGCGCAGUCGUCACGUCACUUGUCGUCGUCGUCGUCGCGAGUACGUCACCGUCGCCGCGCGAGCGAUUACUUGGAAGGACUGCGGUUAGAUGGGUCAUCGGUCGUGGAUCAUCCGCCAUCGUCCGACGACACUACCGGGAGCAACGUCGAGGACUCGGGCCCAUCGACGCCUUGGACGCGCGGAUAAGGAGACGUGGGGCUCGUCUCGGUCACUGCGAUCGCCAACAACGCACGUAAUCAUUCUCGAGAGACGACGGCCAGGCGGAUCGAUCGGCGCCGCAUUCCGAUCGAUCAUCCUCCUCCUCCUCUCCCACGACGGCUGGAUUGUCGGGCUCUUCCGGUCGACAUUUAUUCGGGACGAAUUCGGCGAAUCGCGCGUCCGCGAACGACCGACGGCUGGAUCGGUCAAUAGAUCGCGGUCGACAACGCCGGCCGGCGUCUUCGGCGCGAGAUUAGGAAAGUCGAUAAACGAGUUGGCCGAAUCGAGCGUGCGCGGCCGGUUGGCACGUGUAGUUGGAAUUCCGGACGAGUACCGGGCAUACGAAUCGACAAGCGAAUUCGAAGCACGCUCGAGGGUCCUCGAAGAGCCAGGUGGACCAUCGAUAAACAGCUGCAGCAAUAGAACGCCGGUCGCCACCAAUGUCGAGCGGUCUCCUGGGUCGAUAAACGAACUAAUCCUCGAGUCGAGCACCGCCGGCCUCCCGGGUGGACCGUCAAUCCGAUUCGUAAAAUCGAUUCGGCGGAGCUGGAUAAACCGGCUCGUAGAUCUCGAGAAACGAUCUCCGAUAAUCUAUCGAUCGCUUUUCGCCUUUCAUCGACUGUCGGCCGUGCAAACAGUUACACGUGUCGGACACGUGUCAAUUUUUCCGGACGAACCGGUAAAAGAAUUUUCCGUGCCGGCCAUACUUGAGACCAUCUACCGCUCCUUUUCGUCGUCGUCGAGGGGAUCGUCGAUUCACAAAGCUGUCCCAUCCCGAGCUGCCGCGAUGAUGUCUGGAAGGGAGACGUCGUUCAGAUGACGAAAGAAGUCGUCGAUCCCAAACCCCGACAUCGUUUAGCGGAGAAUUGUCGACGAAAGCUUUUCUGUAUCCCCCGCUCGACUUGGCUGUCUAAUGGGGAGCGAGAACAGUGAUAAACGGCACGAGAAUCCACGGCGAGAGGAGUCUCUCAACAAGAAGAAACUCGCGGCCUUUUAUGUUUUUCGUUACUUCACCCGCCAGAAGUUGCUCGGAUCGAUGAGCGAUCAGAUCGAGGCGUCGCGAUAAUUCUCGACGUUGAAACCGGAUCGCCAAAAACCUAAACGAAACUUACCCCAAGUGCCAUAAAUAAUAAAGUGCUUUGAGUGAAAUUCCUCCGAAAACUGAAACGCUCGCUUUCGAGAGCCACUUGUUGUUGAUUGCACGAAAAUCGCUUUGUCGAAACCGUGCCGGACUUGUCCCGGGCGAGUGCUGGUGCUCGAUUGUUUGUCGAUUUUGCGUGCAUCGUACACCGGUAUUGGUCUAAUGAAUCGCCAUGGUGGAUCGCCGCGUACGAGCGACAUCGCGAACGAUUCCGUGUGCGUCGUGAGGUGUGUCGUUGUUUUUGGAUCGCGCGUUACCGAGAGAGAUACCUGAGAGGUGAGUUAUACCGGUGAAAGAGCAGCAAGAGGAGAAGGGGGAAGGAAGAUACGAAAGAUCUUCGUCAUGUGUCGCGGGCGGCUUGAGAUCAUCCUAGCCGGCACAGGCUGGCCGAGAUCCUGAUAGCCACCGCAGCGACCAGGAUCCGGGACCAUUCAACGAAGAAAGGAUGCCAGGGGGUCGCAGGGGCCUGGUAGCCCCCCAGAACACGUUCCUGGAGAACAUCAUACGUCGCAGUAGCAGUCAACCCGACAGCAGUUUCCUACUGGCAAACGCCCAGAUCGUCGACUUCCCGAUCGUCUAUUGCAACGAGAGCUUCGUCAAGAUCUCCGGCUACAAUCGCGCCGAGGUUAUGCAAAAGUCAUGCCGUUGUGGAUUCAUGUACGGCGAGCUGACGGACAAGGAAACGAUCGCCAGGAUCGAGGAGUGUCUGGAGGGCCAAAUUCACGAUCAGUUCGAGAUCCUGCUGUACAAGAAGACCAGUAGCCCACGAGAAACACCAUUAUGGCUGCUGCUGCAAAUAGCGCCCAUCAAAAACGAACGAGACCUCGUGGUCCUGUUCCUGCUGACGUUUCGCGACAUCACCGCGCUGAAGCAACCCAUCGAGACGGACGACAGCAAAGGCGGCCUCUCCAAGUUCGCCAAGCUCGCCAGAUCGGUCACCAGAUCGAGAUCGGUCCUAGUCUCUCAAUUCAGCUCCCAUCUGCCGGCCUUGAAAGACACAGCUGUGCCGACAACCACCAAACAAUCGAAUCUGGGUCAUAUGAUGACUUUGAGCGGCGAUGUUAUGCCGCAAUACAGACAGGAAGCGCCGAAAACACCACCACAUAUUUUACUGCAUUAUUGUGCAUUUAAGGCAAUCUGGGAUUGGAUCAUUUUGUGUUUGACCUUUUACACAGCCAUCAUGGUGCCGUAUAACGUCGCGUUUAAGAACAAGACCAGUGAGGACGUCUCUCUAUUAGUCGUCGACAGUAUCGUCGACGUGAUAUUUUUCAUCGACAUCGUACUAAAUUUUCACACAACGUUCGUCGGUCCUGGUGGCGAGGUGGUGUCCGAUCCGAAGGUAAUCCGAAUGAACUAUCUGAAAUCUUGGUUCAUCAUAGAUCUACUGAGCUGUCUACCGUACGACGUAUUCAACGCCUUCGAUCACGACGAGGACGGAAUAGGUAGCCUGUUCUCGGCCCUGAAGGUGGUACGGCUGCUGCGACUCGGCAGAGUCGUACGCAAACUAGAUCGGUAUCUGGAAUACGGUGCCGCGAUGCUCAUUCUUCUGCUCUGUUUCUACAUGUUGGUUGCUCACUGGCUGGCCUGUAUCUGGUACGUCACAUUAAGGUAUUCAAUAGGCAGGUCGGAUGCCGACCAAGGGGUACAGUAUUCGUGGUUGUGGAAGUUGGCCAAUGUUACCCAGUCACCGUACAGCUACUUGUGGACCAAUGCCAGCACUGCACCCGAGCUAGUAGCCGGCCCGUCACGACGCACGAUGUAUGUCACCGCUCUUUACUUCACAAUGACUUGCAUGACCUCUGUGGGCUUUGGGAACGUUGCGGCCGAGACCGACAACGAGAAGAUUUUCACCAUCUGCAUGAUGAUCAUUGCUGCCUUACUGUACGCCACAAUCUUCGGUCAUGUCACCACGAUCAUCCAGCAAAUGACGUCUGCUACCGCCAAAUAUCACGACAUGUUGAACAAUGUGAGGGAAUUCAUGAAGCUCCACGAAGUGCCGAAAGCUCUCAGCGAGCGCGUUAUGGAUUAUGUUGUCAGCACGUGGGCGAUGACGAAGGGUCUGGACACGGACAAAGUUCUCAACUAUUGUCCUAAAGAUAUGAAGGCCGACAUCUGCGUCCACCUCAAUCGGAAAGUCUUUAAUGAACAUCCCGCCUUCAGGCUAGCGUCUGACGGAUGUCUGCGCGCUUUGGCGAUGCAUUUCACGAUGUCGCACAGCGCGCCCGGCGAUUUGCUGUAUCACACGGGAGAAUCCAUCGACUCUCUGUGCUUCAUCGUGACCGGCAGCCUCGAGGUUAUACAGGACGACGAAGUGGUGGCGAUACUGGGAAAGGGUGAUGUUUUCGGCGACAGUUUUUGGACGAAUCCAUCGAUCGGUCAGAGCGCGGCGAAUGUCAGGGCGCUCACUUACUGCGAUCUGCACACGAUCAAGCGGGAUCGGCUGUUGGAGGUGUUGGAAUUUUAUCAGGCCUUCUCGAACUCCUUCGCCAGGAAUCUGAUACUGACGUACAACUUGAGUCAUCGGCUUAUCUUUCGAAAAGUCGCCGAUGUCCGUCGAGAAAAAGAAUUGGCCGAGAGGAGGAAGAAUGAGCCGCAAUUGGAUCAAGCUCAGGAUCAUCUGGUUCGCAAGAUUUUUUCAAGGUUCAAGACCGACGGGGAAGGCCAAAUCGGCAUGACCAGGACCGUGAGCGGACGGUCUCAGGAUUCCGACGAGGAGCUCACCGUGAACGUCCUGCCGCCCUGGCCGAGUUUUAGGUUUCGCCGAGAGAGACAACACACUGCCGAUGUGGAGAAGGGCGACGGUAAGGACGCCAAGGACGGCGAGACGUCGAACACCAGGAAGCAGUCCACUGCCGAAGAAGGAGGAACAGCUGUCGCGAAGACGCGACCGGGCAAGUGGGGUCGUUUAUUAGGUAGUUCGAGUUUAGAUUCCGGUAGCGAGUCGGGCACGGUUGGCGAUACGUUCAAGCGAUCUCUCAGUGCUAGAGACUCGCGUCCUGGCUCGAGCGCUGGCACUAACAAGGUCUUCCCAAAACUCGGCAAACUAAGCGGUACGAUCGAGGAGGCUGGCGAUAAUGUCGAAAGUUCAAAGGACGAUCAGCAACAACAGCAACAGUCGGCGCAGCAACAGGCCCUCAGCGUGGACUCGAAGCAGCUGCAGCUGCGACGUCUGGAAAGCUACGACGGCGGUCUAAUCACGCAUCAGCCGUGCCACGAACGAGAGAUCCUCGCGGCGGUGCUGGAAGUGAAGGUGGACCUGAAGCUGGAGGUGCAGAGGGUAAAUCAGCGGCUGGCCAAGAUCGAAGACAUGCUGCAGGCACUGAUGAGCAAGCUGCCGGUCGCUGGUACACCGCCAUCCAGCGGCGGUGGAGGCGGUUCUCAGCAGCAGAAGACCCCGAAUUUUGCUCUGGGCGGCAACAGCGGCAGCGUCCAGCUACCUGUUACACCGAGUGUGAUAACGUUGGUUCAGUCUGCGACGCAGACCACGGAGUGCAAGCCGUCAAUUGCGACCACGUCGACGUCCACGACGCCGAGCGAGGGCUAUCGGGAGCAGUCGACGGCGACGGAGCGCAUGCCGAAGAGCGGCCAGGAGCACCAUCAUCAUCAUCACCAUCACCAUCAAUCGUCGUCGUCGUCGUCGCGGGACGUCAACAAGGAGCUGCUGGAACGGCUGACGCAGGCCUCCACGUCGCGCGGCGACGACUCCAACGCCCUGGGGCCGCUAAUCCUGCGCAAACGACGCAGCAAGUCGCGCAACAAGGGCGCGGCGCCGCUCGCCCCGCUUGCCACGCAGCCAAUGAGCCCGUCGGAAGCCACGGAGACCACGCAGAUGCUCGAGUGCACCGACGACCGGGACUCGACUGGUGGACCGAGCGACAGGACUACUGAGAGGUCCGAACGUAAGAGACCGCCACCCCGACCGAGGGAAUAUUUAUGAAAGUUCUUUUUGCGUCGGUUAUUCACUUUCUUUCAUCGUCUCGAGACAAUCUGCCGCGACGCGGUCGAAGGUUCAUCACACAAUACGCUUGGUAGUUUAGCGUUUUAAUCUCGCGGGGACGCGAGUUCGCCGAACGACGCGACGCAUUUUUCGCGCGACUAUCUUAUUCUAAAAUCUACAUACAUCGAACAAAAGUUAACGUUUCGUUGUUUCUUCGUUACGCGGUGGUUCAAUCCUUCGGUGCGGCUGGAAGAUAUUCGGCUGUCGUCGGUCAUCUCACGCGUGUGCCUGGAGUUCUCCGGUGACGCAACCGUGUAAACUGACUCUGUUCUGUUCGGGACGGCGGACACCGCCGUUAACGAAUCUGACGCGUCGAUAAUUAUGUCCAAUAUACUCUGGUAAUAUAUAAAUAAUAUAUAAUUUAAAGAGAGGAGCUCCGCAAUUUUCGCUAAUCGCUUUUCGAAACGAGUCGAGAGGAGAACGGCGAAUGAAGGUUUCGCUUUGAACGGCCAAAUACGCCGGCGUAAUUCUGCAUGGCCAAAAGUGAUACGGCUAACGAGGUAAAUAUAUGCAGUCUUAAUUACGAAUUACUCGCUUGCGACGGCUUCUUCGAGACACAUCGAAACUCUCCGAGGGGAUAUACCCACUUUGUAUACUCACACGCAGAGACACAUACACAUGUACACGUAGAUAGAUGUAGGUUCACACGCAUCGCAUAGCGAAGAACUCGCGAUAGAAUCAUGACGAUUACGCUAGAUUUCUAAGCCUCUCCGGCCACAAUCAGAACGAUUCACGUCGACACCAAGCUAGCGUCUCACUCGACGAGACGUUUUGUGAUUGCGAGUGCAUUAUUGAGCGCGAGAUUUAUGAUGUAACUUGUAAUGGUGGUGCCCAAGCGAAAUCUUGGUGAUAUGUAGUCUAGCAACCGAGUGAAUUCUCAACAGAUAUGUAGUAAUGUCUUUCAGACCGACCCGAUGCAUUGAAGACGUUUGCAUUAAUUAAGUGCGUACUUAAAACUUUAUAUACAAAAUAAUUAAAAGUAUUCUCUGUUUUUCUGUUCCAAAAUUAUUUAAUUUUUUUA